CAUUUUCAUUUCCCUCUUUGUGUCAUUGCAGUGUCUCCAAAAAUCACUGAGAUCUCUUCUGACAUCUCCAUCAACGAGGGCGGCAACGUCAGCCUCACCUGCAUAGCCACGGGCAGGCCAGAUCCAACAAUCACCUGGAGACACAUCUCGCCCAAAGCCGUGGGCUUCAUCAGCGAGGACGAGUACCUGGAGAUCACGGGCAUCACGCGGGAGCAGUCGGGCGAGUACGAGUGCAGCGCCUCCAACGAUGUGGCAGCGCCCGUCGUCCAGCGAGUCAAAGUCACCGUCAACUACCCGCCGUACAUCUCGGACGCUAAGAGCACCGGGGUGCCAGUGGGGCAGAAGGGCAUCCUGCUCUGAGAAGCCUCUGCCGUCCCUUCCGCUGACUUCCAGUGGUACAAAGACGACAAACGGCUGGCUGAAGGACAGAAAGGACUGAAGGUGGAGAACAAAGCCUUCUUCUCCAGACUGACUUUCUUCAACGUCUCCGAGCAGGACUACGGCAACUACACCUGCGUAGCCUCCAACCAGCUAGGAAACACCAACGCCAGCAUGAUCCUCUAUGAAGAGACAACUACCGCUCUGACACCCUGGAAAG
This is a messenger RNA of Cariama cristata (Red-legged seriema), 598 nucleotides long. Its product is annotated as protein CEPU-1-like. The transcript has 5 exons. NCBI's taxonomy places the organism in Eukaryota, Metazoa, Chordata, Aves, Cariamiformes, Cariamidae. The record is from RefSeq and is a predicted model, not a curated record. The annotation marks the transcript as partial. Gene Ontology annotation, cellular component: neuron projection.